This is a messenger RNA of Exophiala bonariae, 1689 nucleotides long. RefSeq lists its product as uncharacterized. The transcript has 4 exons. The coding region runs from base 1 to 1689 and encodes 562 amino acids. NCBI's taxonomy places the organism in Eukaryota, Fungi, Ascomycota, Eurotiomycetes, Chaetothyriales, Herpotrichiellaceae. The record is from RefSeq and is a predicted model, not a curated record.
AUGAUCGCGAAAGAUCCUAGUUCAUUUGAGCCAAAGCAAUGGGAGAAAAUUCAUGCAGCGAAAAUUGCUGAGCAAACAGGUAGAAUCCCCAAAAACUGGACGCUACAGGAGGACAAAUUCCCUGCCGAUUCAGUGGCGGAUAUUCGCCCAGUCGCAGCAACCUGUGGUAUUCUUUCGGAUCGAGAACUGAAAAUCAGCGGCGCGGAAUACGACGCGACAGCCCUAGCCGCCGCCAUUGCUGCCGGAGAAUACUCUGCCGUUGAGGUUGCGACCGCAUUUGCCAAGCGUGCGGCGAUCGGACAUCAGAUUUGCAACAAUCUGACUGAGAUACGCUUCUCGGACGCGAUCGAAGAUGCCAAAAAGCUGGACGCCAUUUUCAAGGAGACUGGCAAGACGGUGGGACCACUCCACGGGUUACCCAUGACGUUCAAGGUGAGGAGAGCUGGUCUCAGGUUGGGCAGGCUGUUGAUGAUCGUUCAGGAAUGCUUCCAUCUCAAAGGUUACGAUGCAAGCAAUGGGUACAUAUCUCGCACUUUUGACGCGUCGACUUUCGACACACCUCUGAUCGCGCUGGUGAAAUCUCAGGGCGCCAUCGUUCUAGGUAAAACCAACACUCCACAAACGAUGUUGGUCGCUGAGAGCCACAACAACGUCUUUGGUCAAACCAAGAACCCAGUGGUGCGACACCUGACCUGCGGAGGUAGUAGCGGAGGUGAGGGUUCAAACAUGGCCUUCAGGGGUUCCGUUCUGGGCAUCGGCACCGAUGUGGGAGGGUCGAUUCGUAUCCCGGCAGCGGCAAACGGCGUGUAUGGCUACAAACCUUCCUUUGGGAUUCUGCCUAUGAUCGGAUACGCCGCUUCUGGCUGGGUAGGCGCCAACACGGGCGUUCCGGCCGUCUGUGGUCCUCUCGCAAACUCGGUGAGAGACCUUCGACUGCUUACCCGUGUGGUCCGAGAUGCAAAGCCGUGGCUUUUUGACCCUGCUGUCAUUCCUCAGAUCAUGGAACGAGGAACAGAAUCGAGAAAGCCGGUCGUCGGCGUGAUCCGGAAGAGCGGCUUGACACCCCACCCUCCCGUCUGCAGGGCCAUCAACGAAGCCACACAGCAGCUCACGGCGGCAGGAUUCAUCGUUAAGGAGUUUGUUCCCCCCGAUUUCAACGAGAUCAGAAUGAUCACUAAAGAGCUCUUCACGUUGGAUGGGUUGUCGUACCCCCGAGGCCAAAUUGAGAAGGCAGAAGAACCAGUCGUCCCAUCUGUAGAGGCGAUUGGCUUCUGGAGUAUUCCAAGGAAAUCCCACGAAGAGGCCUGGGCGUUGAACGCCAAAAAGUUGGCAAUCCAGAAACGAAUGCUCGACAGUUGGCAAGAGGCGGGCAUCGAUAUCGUCCUCGCUCCUGCCGGACCUCACACCGCUGUGCUGCCAGGAGAUUGGACCAACGACAUGUACACGGUCGCCUGGAAUGCCGUCGACUAUCCUGCUGUCGUGAUUCCAUUCACCACAGCGAACCCAGAGCUUGACCCCAUCGAUGAAGCAUUCAUCCCGAUGCAUGAACUUGACAAGAAGGUCCAGGAAUUGUAUGAUCCAAAAUUGAUGGCGGGCGCUCCGGUGGCCCUCCAACUUGUGGGUCGCCGACUUUGUGACGAGCAACUGUUACAAGAUGUUGAGGAGAUCGACGGCGUCUUGAACAAGUAG